CGAGUCCCAGCUGCAAAGGCUACGUCAGUCGACAGUAGUAACCCAGCUACCGUUGAGUCAGGUUGUCGGUGGUUGCUCGUCGCAUGUUGACAGUGACGUACAUGUGCGUGCAUUUGUGUGUCAGCAGUUUUGAGCAAAUGUAGAAUAUCUUGAUAACACGUAAGCAUGACGUUAGUUAUACUGUAAAGCAAUUGUAAGCGAAAAGACACAAGUGCCUAGAUAUAAUGUGAUACUCGGUAUCUUACCUGUGAAUUGUGUUAUAAAGUUAAUCUCCGUAAAUGUGUUGGAGGCCGCGACUGGCAUUCGUUAUGUGGGAGAACUCGGUUCGUUGUGAACUUUCGCGGAAAAGGGGAAAUAAAGCCCGGGAAACAAAUGAGCACCUGACAUGGUGAAGGUGUGUGCGGGUGUUUGUGUGCGAAUGUGUAUGGGAAGGCAUGAAUCACAGGUCAUCACCAUACUCUGAUCUCAAUCCCGUGACCCAUAAAACUUACUACUACUUCUAUUGCUAAUCGAUUUCUUUGUCGCUUCUCACAAACGUCUACUUUGCAUUUCCAGGUCGUAUCGGUACACUCGUAACUUCAGUGUGCAGUAAUAAACGGAAUGCUUUCAAACGCGUGUGCACAAAAUUUGCUUUCAUCAUCUCGUGGUUUUAUCGUGUGAAGUCGUGAAUUGAGUUUGAGGUAAAUGUGGAAAAAAUUGAUAGGAAAACACCGAGAUAACUGCGGUUGUGUUGUCAGUGUCCUGAAGUCUAAAGACUAACUAGUAGUGACUCGUGUGCAAGUUUUAAAGUCUACUGGAAAGAAGUGUCUCUUCAUUAAUGUUUAAACUAGGCUGUAUUUUUUGACAUUGUUUUCCUAAUGACCAUUAUGGCCUCAUCUGGUUGACAUAACAGGAAAACCUUCGCUUUAUCACACACAAACAAAUUUGGUCUGUCAGAUUCAGCAUGACCAAGAGCUGAUAUUGACUAUGGACUGGCUGAUCCUUGCCACCCUUGCAGUGGCAUGGGAAACAGGAAUUCAAGAUGUUGAAGGAACACAAGAUAUCUCAGGGACAGCUUGCCCAUCAUUCGAAGACAACUCCUAUUGUCCUUGUUACCACUUCGACGAUGGGGUCUUCUUGGAAUGCUCGGGGCUACCCUUGGCCACGGUGUCGAGGGUCCUCAGCCUUAUUGAGCGUCCUGUGACGUCACUUAGCAUUUAUGACCUCGAUUCUGACAUCACCCAUCUUUCUCCCGGGUUCUUCGUGCAGAGCAAUGGGGUCAUUACUCUACAAAUAUCACAUUCCAGCAUACAGACUGUAGCAGACAGAACUUUUGACGGCUUGGAAAAUUCUUUAGAGAGUUUAACUAUCAUGCAUAGCCGACUCUCUACCGUCCCACAAUCUUCCCUUCAAAAGUUGUCAAAAUUGAAAUCGCUUGAUCUUGAAGCAAAUAACAUCACAGUGCUGGAGAGUUAUACUUUCCUCAAUAUGAAGUUAACGAGUCUUAAUCUCAAAGGAAAUGAGAUCAAAUUGAUAUCAGAAUAUGCCUUUGGGGGCCUUGAGGAAACUCUUGAGGAGCUGAAUCUUAUGAGCAAUAAGCUGAAGCAGCUUCCAAUAUCUGCUCUGAAACGUCUCAACAAACUAAGAACAUUAAAGGUAACUUGGAACAGGAUUUCUGAUAUUGUGAGUGAUGGCUACUCACAGUUACCCGCCCUUGAAGUGGUGGAUUUAAGUAGCAACCGUUUUGUGGAACUUAACAAAAAUAGUUUAAAAACAAUGCCAGAACUCGUGUCACUUUCAGUGUAUAUGAAUGAUAUUACAAACAUUGCAUUCGAUGCAUUUUUUUAUAAUGAUAAAUUACAGACUCUCUACAUAAGUCAUAACGACAUCAUGCACCUCGCUCCAGAGACCUUCACCUUUACUCCAUCGUUAAGAGUUGUAGAUCUGGGAGAUAAUCAUCUGCAUUCGAUAAGUAAUGGUUUAUUUUCCAAUCUUACAGAAUUACAAGAGGUCUUUUUAACAAAUAACAACAUUUUGAAAAUCACUAACAACACGUUCAAUAAUUCUCCAAAGGUGUCUGUACUCUACCUUCAGAACAAUGAGAUUCACGAUAUUGAAAGUGGAGCUUUCCUCAAUUUGGAAAUGCUCUUCAACCUCCAGUUGAGUUCUAACAAUAUUGCCGAUAUCCCGGCAACUCUAUUCUCCACAACAAGAAGCCUGAACUCACUCAGUCUGGACAACAACCGCAUUUCCAGUCUCAGAGAUGGCACUUUCACUCAGCUUGUGGAGCUACGGGAGCUGAGACUUCAGAACAACAAAUUAACGAAAAUUGAAACAGGAAUAUUUUCCCCGCUAUCUAACCUUCUUGAAUUACAUUUGCAGAAUAAUGAAAUCGAAUCCAUUGGUAAAGAAUCAUUUUCGACCUUAGAAAAUCUUCAACACUUAAAUUUAGAAAACAAUAAACUCCAAGAAUUCCCAGACUGCCUCAGUCGAUAUCCCGCGAACCUAAUUGCUCUUAAAUUAUCAAGAAAUGAAAUCAAAGCCGUUCACGUAGAUGCAUUCAGAGGACAAGACAAGCUUGAAAUAUUCUGGUUGAAUCAUAAUAAUAUUACGGUAAUCAAGGAAUCAAUGCUGGGCGAUUUGGGAUCUAUGCGGGAACUCUACUUAGAACAUAACCAGAUAAGGCAUAUUGAGGAUAAAUCCUUUAAAAGUAUGAGGAAACUUCAGCAUUUAUCCCUCUCUCACAAUAAGCUGAAACAUAUCAAUUCGCUGCUGUUUGAAGAGUUAUUUUCUUUGGAGAAGUUGUACUUGGAUAAUAAUCUGAUUAUGGAUAUAGAACCCCAGUCUUUCCAGAAACUAAUCAAGCUCCAUGAGCUAGAUCUCUCAAAUAAUCAGAUCUACGUAAUUAGGAGGUAUGUUUUUGAAGGCUCUCUUCCUAUUAGAACCCUCAAUUUACAAGGUUCAAUGAUUAGUGAGAUUGAUCAUGAUUCUUUCGUAGAUUUAUUGAAACUAGAAGAGUUAAACUUGAAAGGAAACAUGCUGAUAGCCCUGAACAGAAUUUUCCUCAAUGCCCGUAACGUCAAAGUUCUUAAUUUAGCAGAUAACAAAUUUGAAAAUAUUGAGGAAGAUGCUUUGUACAGUUUGCCGAACUUGGUCACUCUAGACCUGAGUGGCUGUAAAUUGUCUAGUCUACCAGCACAUUUGUUAGCUGAAGCUUCUGUGCUAAAAACAAUUAAUCUAUCCAGAAAUGUUUUUAGAUCACUUACAGCUGCACUCUUCCAAAAAAUGUGGGGACUGAAGGAUAUUGAUUUGUCAUAUAAUAAUCUGACAAACAAAGUGUUUGCUACCUUAGCUGGACUCACGAAAUUAGAAACCUUAACACUAACAGGAAACCCACUGGUAGAAUUAACAGAUGCUCUGAGCGGUCUAACACGGCUCCGAGAACUAUACCUAUCUAAUACAUAUCUGAGAGAAAUGGAUAACACAGUAUUUUCAGGGUUAAGGUACUUGAAAGUAUUAGAUCUUUCAGAAAACAAAAUUUCAGAUUUUCCACCAGGUAUCUUUGCCAAUUUGAGAAUAACAAAGUUGAACCUGGCUGACAAUCAUUUUGAGCAAAUUCCUAAUGCAAUGUUCCUUGAUGGGAUGACAGACUUGACUACCCUAAAUAUGUCUGGAAAUCCACUGAAAAGAAUUACUGGAAAGAGGGUCAUCGGGGGUCCCACCCUUAACAACCUAGAGGAACUGGAAGCUACCAGAACGAAUCUCACCAUCCUGACAAGCUCUGAUUUACUCCUGACUCCAUCUCUACGUUCCCUCAACCUGGCCCACGCGUCGAUUGGGAAACUAUCCCCAGGAUGCUUCCGAAAUCUUACCCAGCUGGCUCAUCUAAAUCUCGGAUUUAAUCACCUGGAGAUCUUACCGAGAGAACGCCUUCGAGGGCUUAGAGCUCUGACCCACCUCAACCUUACCGGGAAUAAUAUAAAAAAGCUUGACCAACUUCCCUCGGAUUCUCACACAGUAAAGGUGAUAGAUGCAUCCUCCAACAUGGUGACGGAUCUCGAGGAAACGACUUUCCGGCAUGGCAGUGGCGUGGAAAAGCUUCUCCUGCAUUCCAACUGGAUUGCCAACAUUCACCCUCGCUCGUUCACACCCCUCAGCAGCCUGCGUUAUCUGGAUAUUUCCAACAAUAACCUCGAGGCUCUUCACACGGUGGCUCUCGAGCCGGUCGAAAGAACCCUCAAGACUCUCAAGCUCGGUGGUAACCCUUGGAACUGCGGCUGCGAAGUCAGUGAGCUGUGGUCGUGGCUGCAAAACCAUCUGUCUUACGUCGAGGAUCCAGACGCUUUGUCUUGCGAUCUGCCGAAGAGUUUAUUGGGUCAUCCAUUUUUAGAAUUGUCCUCCUCGGCGUUUUGUCCGCAGCCACUUAUCCUACGGCUGGCAAUCCAAGAUAUCCAGAGCCAGUCAUUAUUAGUAUCCUGGCAGGCCACCAAUUCCUCCGACAUCAACGGGUUUAAGGUAUCCUUCCAGAUGUCAGCAAGGGACGGCCGGGUCUUGGGACCACUCAAGACACGGACGCUACAGUCCCCGUCCAGGAACUACCAACUCGAGGGCCUUAUGCCUGAUACCAACUACUUCAUUUGCGUUCAAGGACUCACGACGGCCCUUCGACCAAUAAGCCGAGCAAGACCUCACACGCAGGAGGAAGCUGCGGUUGUACUUCAAAGACCGCAGCAGGACCUGGACAUGAAGUGCACCCGUGGCAGGACGCUGGAGCAGCUUCAGACCCAGACAGUCCUCGACAACCGCCUGGCAGUCAUCAUCGGCGUCAGCUUGGGCAUCAUCAUUGUGGCGCUGGUCGUCGGGGUCGUCUGCUGCUGCCAGCUGUGUAAGAAGAAAAGGGAACCUGUUAAGCCUGACGCCCCGGGUACCCAGGACUACCUCAGCUACCGGCAUUUUUCCAUUCCCGGGAAUGAAGCUAAUUCUUACGAGGGCUACACGGCAUGUUGAGGAAAAAUAGUGUAAAAUAAGAUAGCGAAACGUGUAACGUAGAGACUUCGAGGUAAUCACUUUUGAUUUUCGUUAUUUUCGCUUUCAUUUCUGUCUCGGAAGAAAAACUGUACAGAAUGGAAAAAUUCUCCCCUGAAAGAGACGAGAUUCAGCAGAUGGAUGGAACUCAGGAACUUUGCAUUUUAGUAGACUCUUUAGCUGAAGUGAGUGCGCUAAGUAUGUCUGUCUGUCUCACCUGCUGUGGGGCAACUAAAAAAAAAAAAUAAAAGAUGGUAUGUCCUCAUUGCGAGUGAUUCUCACAUUUGAAUAAACCACUGAUGCUUGUAAUUAUGUCAUAAUAUGAA
This is a messenger RNA of Macrobrachium nipponense, 5330 nucleotides long. RefSeq names its product protein artichoke-like. The coding region runs from base 967 to 4986 and encodes 1339 amino acids. Gene Ontology annotation, molecular function: protein binding. Gene Ontology annotation, cellular component: extracellular matrix. Lineage: Eukaryota; Metazoa; Arthropoda; Malacostraca; Decapoda; Palaemonidae. The transcript has 6 exons. The record is from RefSeq and is a predicted model, not a curated record.